Molecule: messenger RNA, 1179 nt
Organism: Trichoderma virens Gv29-8
Lineage: Eukaryota; Fungi; Ascomycota; Sordariomycetes; Hypocreales; Hypocreaceae
Exons: 1
Coding region: 1-1017 (338 amino acids)
Biological process (GO): nuclear polyadenylation-dependent mRNA catabolic process; U4 snRNA 3'-end processing; nuclear mRNA surveillance
Cellular component (GO): nuclear exosome (RNase complex); cytoplasmic exosome (RNase complex)
Source: RefSeq, a predicted model, not a curated record
AUGGCACCCGAGGUGGGCCUGUCUCGCUCUACCUUUGCGAAGCUUUCUCCUCAUCCGUAUCUGCUCGCAAAUCUUGAGCCAUCCGACGACUCUAUCCCACCGGCACGAAGCAAUGGCCGAGCUCCUUUCGAGGUUCGGAAACCUACGGUGAAUCUGUCCAGCUUAUCACAUGCCCACGGAAGUGCCCUGGUGCGGACAGGCGAUACCACCGUCAUUUGCGGAAUUCGGGGCGAAACUAUCCUGACAGACCACAUCCCCAACUUUCGCGCAUCCAAUACACAGACAGAACUGGCCGACUACGACCUACUGGUUCCGAAUAUUGAACUGGCCACCGGGUCAGCACCACAAUUCUUACCCGGCGGUCCGCCCACAACCCUCGCCCAAACAUUGAGCACCAAAAUCUACUCUCUUCUACACAGCUCCAAACUGCUGCGCGCCGAGGACUUGCGGAUAUGGCACAAACGACCUGCCGAAGCUCCGAUCUCAGGCUACGAGGACGAAGAGGAGGUGGGGAAUGAGAAACAAGAAGGGGAAGAGUACGUGGUGGCAUACUGGGUGCUGUAUAUCGACCUAUUCUUCAUCUCCUUUGAUGGCAAUCCGUUUGAUGCCGCUUGGGCUGCAACUGUGGCUGCUCUUCGCGACACCAAGCUCCCCCAAGCUCGCUACGAUCCAGACAGAGAGAUGAUUAUAUGCUCAAAGAAGGACCCUAGACCUCUCACGGUGGAAAGCAUGCCCAUUGCUUGCACAGCAGUCAUCUUCACAGGCAAAGAGACAAAGGAACAGGCUGCGGAUGGCAAAUUCUGGAUAUUGGCUGACCCAGAUACCCUGGAGGAGUCAUUAUGCGACGAGACAGUGACGAUUGUCAUUGACUGCGCAGGCGGCUCAAGAAGAAUACUGUCCAUCUCGAAGCACGGAGGCACAGUCAUGACGGCGAAGCUACUUGGGUCGAAGGAGUUCCUCGACUGGGCAAGCAAGCGGUGGGAGGGCUUUGCAUCGGCAAUGACGGGCGGCCGAUAAAUCUAGAAUACCAUAAUACCAUAAUUGUCCAAGCAUUGAGAGCCAUUUUGCUCCAACUUGUUCCGCUGGCCAGCUUAUACAAAGCAAGCACCAAUUAACACUAGCAAACUCUGCACAUAGUACCAGAUAGAGGUAUGGAAUAGCAAACAAAAUUCAUGGAUC